AUGUAUAUGAAAAAGAGUCAACUGUCUCCUUUCAUAUUCGGUUUUGUUACUUCUCUCAUUACUUUCCUUUACUCUCACUUUUUUUUUCCAAUUACCUUUCUUUCAUUCUUUCUUUAUUUAUUUAUUUUACUCUUUUCUUUUGCUUAUAUUUUUUUUUGCUCUAUUUUUUUUCUUUUUUCUUUACUAUAUUUUUCUUUAAUCUUUCAUUCACGUUCUCUCUUCUCCUUUUCCCUCCUUCUCAUUUUGUCAUUUCUUCUUGCUUCCGUAUUUCUUUCUGUCUUUUUUUUUUGUUUUCUUAAUUACCGUAUUUUUUGUUUCAAUUUUUUUUCUUUCUUUUCUUUUUUUUUCCUUUUCCUCCUUCUUUAUUUUCCAUCUUUUUCUUCAUUUCCGUAUUCUCCUUUCGUAUCUCCUUUUUUCCUCUUUCUUUCCUUUACUAUUUUUGCUUUUUCUUCUUUUUCCACCUCCUCCUCCUUCUCCUUCUUCUUCUUCUUCUUCUUCUUCUUCUUCUCCUUCUUCUUCUUCUUCUUCAUCAUAGUCUCCCUUCUCCUACUAUCUUCCUCAUUCUUCUCUUUAUUCUUUCAUUUUAUUCUACGAAUGCCCUUCACCUUUUCCAUUCGUCUUUCUCGGUUUCCUUCUUUCUUAACGACUACCCUCCUUAAGAAAUAUUGGCGCAACACAAUCUUUCUAUCCCUAUUUUGGCAAUAUAUCAGGCUAAUAUUUGAAAAAAUAAAGCAUUCGGCUCCUACCGUAGCGUGA
This is a messenger RNA of Acanthosepion pharaonis, 756 nucleotides long. The record is from the annotation of a GenBank genome assembly. NCBI's taxonomy places the organism in Eukaryota, Metazoa, Mollusca, Cephalopoda, Sepiida, Sepiidae.